CUAAAAGAUAAUUUUAUUUUAUUCUGGCAAUUUAGAACUGGCAAUUGAUAUAUUUUUUUAUGAUAAUUUCAUGUUUGAUAUUUAACGAAGGUAUUUUAAAUAAAAAUUUGAAUGAAAAAAAAAUAUGCCCGUUUGAAGACGGUACCACAGAAUAUGCUGCUGAAAUUGGUGACAUAGUAACAUUAAAACUAGCUUACGAGAGUGGUUGUGAAUGGGAUGAUGAUACGACUUCUGAAGCUGCUGCAAAUGGACAUUUCGAAUGUUUAAAAUAUGCCCAUGAAAAUGGCUGUAGCUGGGAUAAAGAAACAACAAGAGCAGCCGCUAGUUAUGGUAAUUUAGAAACCUUAAAAUAUGUUCAUGAAAAUGGCUGUAGCUGGGAUGAAGAAACAACAAGUUACGCUGCUGAAAAUGGACAUUUAGAAUGUUUAAAAUAUGCACAUGAAAAUGACUGCAGUUGGAAUGAAGAAACAACAAGAGACGCUGCUGCAAAUGGACAUUUAGAAUGUUUAAAAUAUGCACAUGAAAAUGACUGCAAUUGGAAUGAAGAAACAACAAGAAAAGCUGCUUUGAAUGGACAUUAUGAAUGUUUAAAGUAUGCACAUGAAAAUGGAUGUCCAUGGGAUGACGGUAUACUUACUGCGUCUAUUAAAAAAAGUAGUUUAAAAAUUUUAAAUUAUUUACUUGAAAAUAAAUGUCCAUGUGAUGAAAAAACAACACAAGCUGCUGCCAGUUAUGGUAAUUUAAAAUGCCUAAAAUAUGCUCAUGAAAAUGGAUAUCCAUGGGAUGUAAGCACAACGCUAAAUGCUGCUGAAAAUGGGCAUUUAGAAUGUUUGAUCUAUGCACAUGAAAAUGGAUGUCCAUGGGAUGAAAGGACAACGAUAUAUGCUGCAACAAAUGGGCAUUUAGAAUGUUUGAUCUAUGCACAUGAAAAUGACUGCAGUUGGAAUGAAGAAACAACAAGAAAAGCAGCUUUGAAUGGCCAUUAUGAAUGUUUAAAAUAUGCACAUGAAAAUGGAUGUCCGUGGGAUGUAACCACAACGAUAGCUGCUGCAUUAAAUGGGCAUUUAGAAUGUUUAAUCUAUGCACAUGACAAUGACUGCACAUGGAAUAAAACAACAAUAAGUAAAGCGGCUUUGAAUGGACAUUUCGAAUGUUUAAAAUAUGCACAUGAAAAUGGAUGUCCGUGGGAUGUAAAGACAACGAUAGCAGCUGCAACAAAUGGGCAUUUAGAAUGUUUAAUAUAUGCACAUGAAAAUGACUGCAGUUGGAAUGAAGAAACAAUCAGUAAAGCUGCUUUGAACGGACAUUUCGAAUGUUUAAAAUAUGCACGCGAAAAUGGAUGUCACUGGAAUGAAGACAUAACUAGUGAUGCUGCUAUAGGUGGUAAUUUAAAUUGUGUAAAUUUUGCUCGCGAAAAUGGAUGUCGAUUUAAUGAUGACAUAAUUAUAGAAGCUAAAAUAAGUGGCAAUUUAGAAAUUUUAAAAUAUGCACAUGAAAAUGGAUUUCCAUGGCCUGAAGGAACAACAAACGUAGCAGCAAGAAUAGAUGAAUUAGAUUUUUUAAUAUAUGCUCAUGAAAACGGUUGCAAAUGGGAUGAAGAUACAUUAGUUAAUGCUGCCGUGAAUUGUCAUUUUAAAAUUUUAAAAUAUGCACAUAAAAAUGGAUGUCCUUUAGAUGAUAGGAUAAUUACUGUGGCUAUCAAUAAGGGUGAUUUAGACAUUUUAAAAUAUGCACAUAAAAACGGAUGUCCAUUAGAUGAUAGGAUAACUAUUGUGGCUGUGGAUAAUGGAUAUUUUGAAAUUUUAAGAUAUGCACAUAAAAAUGGAUUUCCAUGGCCUGAAGGAACAACAAAAGCAGCUGCGAGAUAUGGCAUAUUAUGGUUUAUAAAAUAUGCUCAUGAAAACGGUUGCAAAUGGGAUGAAGAUACAAUAGUUACAGCAGCCAUGAAUGGUAAUUUUGAAAUUUUAAAAUAUGCACAUGAAAAGGGAUGUCCAUUAGAUGAUAGGAUCAUUAGUGUAGCUAUUGAAAAUGGUUAUUUUAAAAUUUUAAAAUAUGCACAUGAAAAUGGAUUUCCAUGGCCAGAAGGAACAACAAAAGUAGCUGCAAGUUAUGGUAACUUAGAAUUUUUAAAAUAUGCUCAUAAAAACGGUUGCAAAUGGGAUGAAGAUACAAUAGUUACAGCAGCCAUGAAUGGUAAUUUUGAAAUUUUAAAAUAUGCACAUGAAAAUGGAUGUCCAUUAGAUGAUAGGAUCAUUAGUGUAGCUAUUGAAAAUGGUUAUUUUAAAAUUUUAAAAUAUGCACAUGAAAAUGGAUUUCCAUGGCCAGAAGGAACAACAAAAGUAGCUGCAAGUUAUGGUAACUUAGAAUUUUUAAAAUAUGCUCAUAAAAACGGUUGCAAAUGGGAUGAAGAUACAAUAGUUACAGCAGCCAUGAAUGGUAAAUUUGAAAUUUUAAAAUAUGCACAUGAAAAUGGAUGUCCAUUAGAUGAUAGGAUCAUUAGUGUAGCUAUUGAAAAUGGUUAUUUUAAAAUUUUAAAAUAUGCACAUGAAAAUGGAUUUCCAUGGCCAGAAGGAACAACUAAAGUAGCUGCAAGUUAUGGUAACUUAGAAUUUUUAAAAUAUGCUCAUAAAAACGGUUGCAAAUGGGAUGAAGAUACAUUAGUUACAGCAGCCAUGAAUGGUAAAUUAGAAAUUUUAAAAUAUGCACAUGAAAAUGGAUGUCCAUUAGAUGAUAGGAUCAUUAGUGUAGCUAUUGAAAAUGGUUAUUUAAAAAUUUUAAAAUAUGCACAUGAAAAUGGAUUUCCAUGGCCAGAAGGAACAACAAAGGUAGCUGUAAGUUAUGGUAACUUAGAAUUUUUAAAAUAUGCUCAUAAAAACGGUUGCAAAUGGGAUGAAGAUACAUUAGUUACAGCAGCCAUGAAUGGUAAAUAUGAAAUUUUAAAAUAUGCAUAUGAAAAUGGAUGUCCAUUAGAUGAUAGGAUCAUUAAUGUAGCUAUUGAUAAUGGUUAUUUUAAAAUUUUAAAAUAUUUACAUGAAAAUGGAUUUCCAUGGCCUGAAGGAACAACAAAAGUAGCUGCAAAUUAUGGUAAUUUAGAAUUUUUAAAAUAUGCUCAUGAAAACGGUUGCAAAUGGGAUGAAGAUACAAUAGUUACAGCAGCCAUGAAUGGUAAAUAUGAAAUUUUAAAAUAUGCACAUGAAAAUGGAUGUCCAUUAGAUGAUAGGAUCAUUAGUGUAGCUAUUGAUAAUGGUUAUUUUAAAAUUUUAAAAUAUGCACACGAAAAUGGAUUUUCAUGGCCUGAAGGAACAACAAAAGUAGCUGCAAAUUAUGGCAAUUUAAAAUUUUUAAAAUAUGCUCAUGAAAACGGUUGUAAAUGGGAUGAAGAUACCUUAGAUACAGCAGCCAUAAAUGGUAAUUUUGAAAUUUUAAAAUAUGCACAUGAAAACGGAUGUUCAUUAGAUGAUAGGAUAACUACUGUGGCUAUCGAAAAUGGUUAUUUUAAAAUUUUAAAAUAUACACAUGAAAAUGGAUUUCCAUGGCCUGAAGGAACAACAAAAGUAGCUGCAAAUUAUGGUAAUUUAGAAUUUUUAAAAUAUGCUCAUAAAAAUGGUUGUCUAUGGGAUGACGGUACAAUAGUUAUAUCAGUCAUAAAUGAUAAUUUUGAAAUUUUAAAAUAUGCACAUAAAAAUGGUUGUCCAUGGGAUGACGGUAUACUUACUGUGGCUAUUAAUAGAAGUAGUUUAAAAAUUUUGAAUUAUCUAAUUGAAAAUGGAUGUCCGUGUGAUGAAAAUACAACACAAGCUGCUGCCAGUUAUGGUAAUUUAGAAAUCUUAAAAUAUGCAAUUGAAAACGGUUGCAAAUGGUAUGACGGUAUAAUAGUAACAGCAGCUAUGAAUGGUAAUUUUGAAAUUUUAAAAUAUGCACAUGAAAAUGGAUGUCCAUGGGAUUAUGACACAACUAGAGCUUCUGCAGCAAGUGGUUGUUUAGACUGUUUAAAAUAUGCUCAUGAAAAUGAGUGUCCAUGGCAUGAAGAAACAUUAAAUACAGCUGCCGCACAUGGUAAUUUAGAUUGUUUAAAAUAUGCAUAUGAACAUGGAUAUAAUUGGACUGAAGGUACGAUGAGAGGCGCUGCUGCCAAUCGACAAUUAGAAUGCAUCAAAUAUGCCUAUGAAAACGGUUGUAAAUGGGAUGAGGGUACAACAAGGGAAGCAGUAGCAAGUGGUUGCAUUGAUUGUCUGAAAUUUGCUCAUAAAAAUGGAUGUAAUUGGGAUGAAGGUACAAUAGUUACAGCUGCCAUGCGCGGAAAUUUAAGUUGCUUAAUAUAUGCCCAUGAAAAUGGAUGUAAAUGGGAUGAAGGCACCACAAGACUUGCUGCUGCAAAAGGUCAGUUUCGUUGUUUAAAAUAUGCCCAUGAACAUAAUUGUCCAUGGAGUAUAAAUACCAUUUAUGAAGCUACUCGAAGAGGUUUUUUGGAAAUAAUCAACUAUGCUAACAAGAAUGGCUGUAUUAAUUAGUUUUCUGAUAAAAUAUUAUUUAUAUUUUACAUUCCAUUACAUUAUAGUUUAAAUAAAUCGUCAUGAGCUAAAAUGAUAAUUAUUAUAUUGAGAGCAAUAAUGUAAUUUUACUUGCUUAAUAAAUACUAUUUUUGAAAUUAUAACCAAUAAUCUUAAUAAUAAAUUUUCCAAUCAUGUAAUUAAUGUUCAAUACACAAUAAAUAUAAAA
Messenger RNA from Daktulosphaira vitifoliae (grape phylloxera), 4719 nucleotides. RefSeq lists its product as uncharacterized. The record is from RefSeq and is a predicted model, not a curated record. Gene Ontology annotation, molecular function: protein binding. The transcript has 2 exons. Lineage: Eukaryota; Metazoa; Arthropoda; Insecta; Hemiptera; Phylloxeridae. The coding region runs from base 60 to 4511 and encodes 1483 amino acids.